AAAUGGCACUUCCUUGAAAACAUUUCUCUAUACUAUGCUCCUCUCCCUAUCGCCUAUGGCCAAAUAACCUCUUCUGUGCUUCUCUCUCAUCGGCUCUCUCUCUCUCUCUAGAAUGCCAACUCCAUAUUGAUCAGUUCAUUAAUCUCCGGUACGCUUUGUGGUGUCCCGUCUAACUCCAUUGUAGUCGGAAACAAUGGCGGUUCCCGGCGAGAAUCACAGUUCCGGGAAUUCACUCUCUAGUUUUUUCACUUCACGAACUCCUAUUUUAGGUCUUCAGCUCUAUAUCGUGAUUGCCGCUACUGUUAUCAUUAUGGUUGUUGUGCUUUUUCUCAUCUUUCUACUUCUCAGGCUAAAUCAAAGCUCGAAAAGACGUCGCAGUGGAGGUAAGAAGAGUGUCGGGUUGUUACCUUUGGUAGCUGAUGUGAUUCGCGACAGUAGAACAACCGAUCUCAAUGAGAUUGGUAAAGUGAAUCAUUUAUUGAAAAAGGAGAAUGAGACUAUUGCGAUUCUCCGUAAAGAAGAUCAGGAAGUGAUCGAGAUUGAGUCCGAUGGUAUAAAAGGAAGUUCAGGGAGUAAUGAGUCAAGUACGAGCCGGAGUGAUACAUCGUCGGCGAUCUCUGGUUCAACCGAGUCGACGAAUAUUGGCUGGGGCCGUUGGUACAGUUUGAAAGAACUGGAGAUGGCGACCAAAGGAUUUCGUGCCGAGAAUGUGAUCGGUGAAGGUGGAUACGGCGUCGUAUUUCGUGGAGUCUUACAAGAUGGUUCAGUAGUAGCUGUCAAGAAGCUUCUAAACAACAAGGGUCAGGCAGAGAAGGAGUUCAGGGUGGAAGUUGAGGCCAUUGGGAAAGUGAGACACAAAAACCUUGCGGGUCUUCUUGGUUAUUGUUCAGAAGGUGUUCAUAGGAUACUAGUGUAUGAGUACAUUGACAAUGGCAAUUUGGAGCAAUGGCUACACGGUGAUGUAGGGUCUGUUAGUCCUCUAACUUGGGAAAUCAGACUGAGAAUUGCAAUUGGAACUGCUCGAGGACUUGCCUAUUUGCACGAAGGUUUGGAACCCAAAGUUGUGCAUCGUGAUGUUAAAUCAAGCAAUAUUCUGUUGGAUAGGAAGUGGAAUCCAAAAGUAUCAGAUUUUGGACUUGCCAAGCUGCUAGGACCUGAGAAAAGCUAUGUGACUACCCGUGUUAUGGGGACUUUUGGAUAUGUUUCUCCUGACUAUGCCAGUACUGGUAUGCUUAAUGAGGGGAGCGACGUGUACAGCUUUGGUGUUAUGCUCAUGGAGAUAAUUACAGGAAGAAGUCCUGUUGACUAUUCAAGACCGCCUGGGGAGAUGAACUUGGUCGAUUGGUUUAAAGGAAUGGUAUCAAAUCGACGUGGUGAAGAAUUGGUCGACCCAUUAAUUGAAGUCCAUCCUCCUCCUAGAUCCCUAAAGCGGGUUUUGUUGGUCUGCCUUCGCUGCAUAGAUAUGGAUGCCAACAAGCGGCCAAAGAUGGGUCAAAUAGUACAUAUGCUAGAGGCUGAUGAAUUUCCUUUCCGUUCAGAUCCUCGACUAGUCCAGGAAAAAGAUCCUCUAAAUCCACGUUCAGCCGGAACCAAUAGACUUCAACUAGCUACUAAAGACGGUGCAGGUGGUGAUGAACAGAAACCUAGAGGGAGAUGAAGAGUUGUAUACAGGAAUAUUUUAGUAUGUAUAUUCUUUUGAAUCAUUUCCCCUCACUCCCAGUUUAUUGUCUCCUACAGUAUUAAUUUGUGCCCCGAGCUUGUGCCUAUGUAGGCUCUAUAUCUUGGUCAAUUUUUGUAUAUAAACAUAGUUAAACUACUCAGGAAAAACACUUGCAUUAUCUAUCUUAAUUAUUUUACAAACUACUUGGUUUACUUGAGAAA
This is a messenger RNA of Solanum pennellii, 1881 nucleotides long. RefSeq names its product probable receptor-like serine/threonine-protein kinase At4g34500. Bases 194 to 1657 code for a protein of 487 amino acids. Gene Ontology annotation, biological process: protein phosphorylation. The record is from RefSeq and is a predicted model, not a curated record. Gene Ontology annotation, molecular function: protein kinase activity; ATP binding. Lineage: Eukaryota; Viridiplantae; Streptophyta; Magnoliopsida; Solanales; Solanaceae. The transcript has 7 exons.